CUGUGUAAAAGUUUAGAUCUUUUCAUCAGAUGAUUCGCCUCAACAGGCAAUUGAUAUCUCUACACAAGUUAGAUAGAUCUAGGUCUAAAAUAGAAGUCAUAUCAUAAUGGAUUCGUCAUUUUCAGACAUUGAAGAUGUAUACCAGCGAUAUGCGUACGUUGAAGAGGAAGAGCUCAGUGAUAUAUCAGACCCAGCCGAAUCACAUGAAAAUAUAGGAGAGGAAGGAGGUACCCACAGACUGCAAGCAGGUAGGCGAGUAAGGAGGGACAAAGAACAAGGCCAUGGAGAAAGCAGCGAAGGUCAUGUUGGAGAAGGUACUGGUAAAUCAUCCAGAGGUAGUCAAGGAGGCAGAGGAAAAGGAAGACCCAGAGAAGGAGGCAGCAAAGGAUGGGUAGGAAAAAGAGUAAGCAUUGUAACAGGCACUGGCAGAGGAAGAGGCACAGGAACCAGUAAAGGACAGGUUGGAAGAGAAUCCAUAGGCAGAGGAAGAGGUGCAGGAACCAGCAAAGAAGGACAGGUUGGUAGAGAAUCCAUGGGCAGAGGAAGAGGUGCAGGAAAUAGCAAAGGACAGGUUGGAACAGAAUCCAUGGCCAGAGGAAGAGGUGCAGGAACCAGCAAAGAAGGACAGGUUGGAACAGAAUCCAUGGGCAGAGGAAGAGGUGCAGGAAAUAGCAAAGGACAGGUUGGAACAGAAUCCAUGGCCAGAGGAAGAGGUGCAGGAACCAGCAAAGAAGGACAGGUUGGAACAGAAUCCAUGGGCAGAGGAAGAGGUGCAGGAACCAGCAAAGAACAUAUUGGAGGAGGAAACAGAGGGAUGAGAGGAAGGAGAGGCAGAGUGUCUCAAGUUGGGCGUAGAGGCAGAGGUUCUAGAACUGGACAAGGACUUGGAGGAAUGGGUAGUGCCUAUGCAGAAGAUAGUGUAGAAGGAGGCAGCAGCAACCAAGGAGAUGGUGGAGAAGGCCCCAUUGAACGUGAAGGCAGAGGACAGGGCAGUGGCCGAGGACGAGGCAGUGGCCGUGGACGAGGCAGAGGUCGACGUGGAGGAGGAGGACAUGAUGCCGAGGUUGCUCGAAUUGAAGGUCUGCGUCAAGAUCGUCGUGAGAGAUUGAAGGUGAAAGUAAGAGAUAUGACGAGGGAACAAUUGGAGGACCUUGUCAUAAGGCAAGUGGAGAGGGAGCCAGGGCUUAUCAUAGAUUUAAUGAACCAGGGCCAGGCAACACCCCCAUCCCCAGGUGAAACACAACGAGACAUCCCAUCAUGGUGUGUUUGCAACAAUUGCACAGUGAAGCCUACAGAUCGGGAGAAUGUGUGUUGCGGAUACACACCUAAUGAGUGCCUCACAAGACAUGGUACCUUUGCUCUCAUAAUAGAUGAGGCAAACCUGGCACUUCAGAGGGCAAUGUGGAACGAUGCUUACAACCUUCUUGUGGCAGCUGAGGAACCAGGCCAGGCCAAUAAAUCCAUGAGGCACUCGGCCUAUAGGUCCGUAAUUUUUUGGCAGCAUGGGACAUUGGGAAGGGGUAAUAGAAGAGUUGUCCCCAGCUGCUGUUCGGACAAGAUUCAUGAGAGAUACCCAUCCCCUAAUGAUCAGUACACUGGAUUCAUCCCAGGAAGAUUUGUUUAGCUUGGUCUUCCUCAUCUUCCGUUCAACUUCUGUAGUUCAAUAGAAACCUUUAUUGAUUAGUGUCUUAGGUUUUGUUUGUUUUCACACUAGCUAACUUUCCGAAAUUUCAUUCUCUUUUAAAGCUCUAUUCAAACACAAGAAGUGAAAUAUUUCUAUAAUGUUAUCAAAAGGCAAAGUACACCUUAACACCGGGUCGGAUUAUAACAAAAAUCAAACACAAAAAAAGUCAAGUAGAAAUUACAUCACUACGAUUUAUUCUGUUUGACAAGUUACAUACGCAUCAGGGGUGAUAUAACAUGGACCACUGACAACACACAUCACUUUUUUUUUUUGCAACUACUUCAACUGUAGGUAACAAACAAAGUAAUUUCUCAUAGUGCCCAGUUUCCAGGCUGACCAUUUCUUUCCACAAGAUAAAAAUGAGUUGUUUUAUACAUUAUAAGGUGCAUAUGUUAUAUGUCAUUUUCCAUGGUAUAUGUUUGAUUCUUACGACAUAUUGAUCAGAUGAACCAUAUUCGAAGUAGCUUACUUAAUUACAUUGCCAUGUCAUUACAUUAUAGCAACUGACAAGAUAUAGAUACAUUGUAACUGUAGAUCAAUGCAAUUAAAGUUACAUUCAUUGAUCGAACUUAUUUUGACAUGCAACCUUAGUUGAAAACGUACUCAUACAUUGUAUAAGCAUGAAAGUUGUAAUGAUAAAAGGUAACCAUUUCUGAUUGAGAGAAAACAGACAAACUGUAAAAUGUAUCAGUGAAAGGACUUAUAUGAAUGUAUAUACAAUAUGCAACUGAAGACCAUUAUUUUUUCAUGUAGUUUUAAUUCUAAACAUUUAUUUGUACCUUGAUUAUAUGUAUAAAGAAUGCCAUGAUCAUAAAAUCAUGUCUUUUGAAAGAAAAAAAUACAACUUCCUUUUGGCGAUGUAGGCAAGUUACACCACAGGUGCCUCAUAUAAAAGCAUGAACAAAAUUAUGUUCUUCAAAUGGUUGAACGGUUUGGGUUCAGUGUAAUACUGGCUUCUGCUUAUAUUUAAGAUUUUGCAAUGUCAUGUAAAAUAAUCAUAGGACAUAUACUGUACAGCUAUUCUACAGAGGAACAUUAUUUUUUGGUCGUAGAAUUUUUUCCUUCUCAAAAUAUUGAUGGUGACGACAGGGACAACAUAAAACUGACAAUAACAGAAAUAAACAGGAUUAUAUAUCCAGCUUGUCACAAAAUAAGAAAAUAUACUGCACUUUGAGCAACUGAAAUACCCCCCUCAAAUAAGUGCGACAAGAUCAAAUUAAUUUUCCAAUAGAUGUUUUGGAGUAUAUUUUCACAAGGAGUUGAGUGUGACACGCAAUCUAAUUGAUAUGCAGUAGUGCAUGUCAUCUUACAUAACAUGACUUGACCAUGUGAUAUUCUUAAUAAUGCAUGCAUUUGGAAAUUUAAGUGCAACUCUAAAUCUUACUUUUAAAAGAUCUUUGUGAAACACCCCACUGGUCUACAAAUUCCUUGGACUUUUGAAAAUAAAAACUGUAAUAUUUACUUUUGCAUGUUUGCUAUAUUUGAUAUGUUAUUCUUCAUUAAACCAAACCAAAGAUAUUUGUUGAUCUUCCCCGAUAAAACGUGUGGUUGCUGGUAAUUUGCAUAUCAUGGUUACAAGAAAAGGAAAGAGUUUAAAAGAAAAUGUAGAGAAGGCAGAGGGGGAUAUUUACAUCUUCAUUGAGUGAAAAAAAGGUAAUGUGUCGCAAGUUACAGCAGUUCUAAAGUUGAUUUUGAGCAACUUGUGUGGACAAUACUAAUUAUUUUCUUCAAUGAAAUAGAGUACCCAAGUGAUGUCACAAAAACCUUGGCUUUCAUCGAAUUCAAUACCAUAUUUCGGUAGAGCAUGGUAAAAAAAUUCCUAUUAGCCGAUUUGGUGGGAAUCAGUCCAUGGGGCUCGAAGAUAAGACCUUAUAUCUAAAGGCUCCAUGAACCAUUUCCACCAACUUUGGCUUAGAGGGGUUUUUUAAUCAUGCUAUACCAAAAUGUGUCAAAAAUGCUGACAUGCAAAACAGGAAAAUUGGUGACAUGAGUCUUUGGUACUCUAUGUAUGUAUGUAAUAAUGGUAUUGUUGUUCUUUGAAAAGUAGGAUAACCUACAAUACUGUGAAAUGGGGGGGGGGGAGAUAGGAGUAUUAUCUACAUCAAAUGAAAAAUUUAAAGUGGGAAUUACAAAUGGUUGAUUUCAUUCAACCAAAGUUUGUGAUAAUAAUAUUAAAAUUUUAUUUUUUAAUAAAAAUAAAACGAAAACUACCACAAAAAGGGGGGGGGGGGAAAACCGUCUUCAAUGCACAAAAGAUUUCAUUGCACAAAAGCAGAGUUCAAAAUCAAUCACCAAUUUAAUUUGUGCUGCUAGAACCUGGCUUGCAAUGUUUCUUGCAACGACCUAUUGCUAUGGAACUUACAAACGGCCAUCUUCUCAAAAACAAUUUUGGUGAUAAUAUUCUCCCUAUUACUGAUAAGAUAGGAAGAUAAAACCAACAAUACCUUGAAAAGUGCAAAGAAUACUUGAACAAUGUUUGCGGUUGAUCACUCAGAACAUCAUUCAUUAUGAGAAUGAUAGAAGACCCUGUGACCUUUGACCUCAUUCGACCUUGCGACAGAAAAGUCUUUCAGGGGAGCGUUUCAUCAAUAUUUUUGUCUGACAAGUUGUCAGAUCUGACAACUUUCCUUGAUAAUGAUUGG
Lytechinus variegatus (green sea urchin) is the source of this 4326-nucleotide messenger RNA. RefSeq names its product putative per-hexamer repeat protein 5. Lineage: Eukaryota; Metazoa; Echinodermata; Echinoidea; Temnopleuroida; Toxopneustidae. Bases 107 to 1624 code for a protein of 505 amino acids. The transcript has 4 exons. The record is from RefSeq and is a predicted model, not a curated record.